UCGAAGGAGAUCCGUUUCCCGACUUCGCAAUGCCCAAAAUCCAGUUACGGGACCUGCAUUACCCAGAAGCCGGUCAUCGUGUCUUCUCCGGCGACGACGACGAUGAUAAGAGGGAGAUGAACAGGGGAAAAUCAGCCGAGCAAGUAGCUCCUCGCAGGAAGAAUCCCAAGAAUCGAGUUGCCCCUCCUCCGGUGCUCGUACAUCUUCUCAAGGAACAGAAGAUUUGCGAAAACCUUGUCAAGGAACUGAAGAUGGCGGAUGAGAGCACACUCGCGCAGCAGUUAGAGAUUGGGCAGUACCAUCCAGGUUCGUCUGUCCGUCGUGAAUUGGCAAGUAUAAUGGCGGAAACAUCCCAUACAAUGAGCCGAAUCAAGGAGGAAAUCCGUGUGGUGCGCCUCGGGCUAUCUGAUCCGGCGAAAACAGGAGCAACCCGCACCAAGUCUGAUACUGAGGAGGAGACGGGCAGAUGGGAAGCAGGUGACCAUGGUGCAGAUGGAUAGAGACAAAUCCGGGAAGCAGGUGCCCGAGGUGGAGAUGGACAUAGGCAAUUUCAGGAAGCGGUUGGCCGAGUUGGAGAUGGAGGUGGCCCGGAUCCUAGACUCCACAUUCGAGUGCGGAUUAGAAUCAGACACGCCAAUAAUCCAAGAAGAUCCGUUUCCUGAUGAUGAUAAGUCAGCCGAACAAGUAGCUCAAGAGAAGGAGAUGGCCGCCGAAGAGGAGCUCUUCAAUUCGUACCGUGGAUACUGGCAAUCUUCAUGGGGAGGCAGUAGCAAGUGCGGAUCUUUCACAGAUAUGACGCAGGUGAGUCCCAUGUACUUUACGCACUUGACACCUGAAUGCAUCCCAGAGAUCGCUGGCGCGAUCGCCUCAGCCACCUUGCAGAUCUUCAACAUCAAACUUGCAGAAAUAAAAGGUGGACUCCAAUGGCCAUUGUCUCUCUAUGGCGUGGUUGCUGUGCGAGGCUCCGUGGAUCACAAUCGUAACCUUCUCUUCUCCUGUGGAUCGAGUUUUGUGCUUGACUGGCCCAUCUCGUGCAAUCGUCAUUACGGAACCUGUUGAACUUGAAAUCCAACUAAUAGUGAAAGGUAGAACAAUGUCUCAAGAUAGAGCACUGAUCAGGCGUAUGUACUGUUGCAGAGGAGGACCUGAGUCUGGUGUAUUUGCCAUUUCCCUUGAGAACUGCUUCUGCAAAACAGAGUUAUGCAUGGAGCAAGUUGAAGAAACUGUCCAGGCCACUAUUGUGGGUAUCCAUGUCAAAAAUGGGUCAUGGCCUUUUGAAUAUGGUGGUCAAGUGGCUUGCUCCUCACCUUCACGGACACCCAUGUUCGUUGGUGAUGAAGUCACUUAUAUUACUGAUGAUUCCCCAUCUGUGAAAGUUGUGUUGCUUGCAUCUCGCGGUGGAACAUUGCCCAAGAAUUCAGCCGGUUACCUUUGUCUGUCAAGGCAUGUCGUUUCUGUAGAAAUUAAAGGAAGCCUGAAAUUUUUCAUAGAAGCUUACACACAAUCCGGUGAUACCGCCGCAUGUGGUGAGGUUUGCUUCACGCCCAAAGCUCACGGUAUAAGCCGGUGUACAUGUUUCCUUGGUUAGAGAGGGGUGGAGGUGGAGAUCACUGUUGCUUGGUCUCUUCUUGUUUCAAGUAAGCAGUAUAUUGCGGCACAGGGAAGUGUCUUUGAA
This is a messenger RNA of Brachypodium distachyon (stiff brome), 1675 nucleotides long. RefSeq lists its product as uncharacterized. NCBI's taxonomy places the organism in Eukaryota, Viridiplantae, Streptophyta, Magnoliopsida, Poales, Poaceae. The transcript has 3 exons. The coding region runs from base 484 to 1059 and encodes 191 amino acids. The record is from RefSeq and is a predicted model, not a curated record.